Molecule: messenger RNA, 1758 nt
Organism: Trichoderma aggressivum f. europaeum
Lineage: Eukaryota; Fungi; Ascomycota; Sordariomycetes; Hypocreales; Hypocreaceae
Product: CAZyme family AA7
Exons: 2
Coding region: 1-1758 (585 amino acids)
Molecular function (GO): FAD binding; oxidoreductase activity
Source: RefSeq, a predicted model, not a curated record
AUGCAUAGCAACACGUUUUUCAAUUCCAAGGUCCUAGUGACCCUAUUGGCCACUGCGCAGCUCUCCAUAGCUGUCCCAUCCAGAUUGGAGAAUCGACAGAAGUCUCCAACCUGUCGUUACCUUCCUGGUGAUGCUGGAUGGCCUAGCGCUCAGGCGUGGGACAAACUGAACAGCACCGUUGGGGGAAAAUUGCUGCAUGGCAUCCCCUUCGGACAUGUUUGCUACGGGUCUUCUCCCAACGCCGCGGCCUGUGCCCAGGCCAAAGCUGACUGGGAGGAGCUUGACCCUUUCUUGGCGGACCCGGUCAACGUGAUCUCGUCUUACUUCGAGAACACGACGUGCAGCCCCUUCUAUGGCCCCCUUUCUACCAACUCAGAAUUCAAAAGUCUCACUUGCUCCCAGGGGCCCAUUGCCCCUUAUGCAAUUGAUAUCUCGGAUGCGGCCUCUGCAGUGGCUGGUGUUAAUUUUGCUCGUGAAAACAAUAUCCGACUCGUCAUCAAAAACACUGGCCACGACAUCUUGGGCCGCUCGCUUGGGCAGGGCGCUCUCUCUCUCUGGACACACAACCUAAAAGGUUUCCAAUUCUUGACUUACAAGAGUCAGAAUUACACUGGUCCUGCCGCCCGAAUUGGAGCUGGAGUGCAAGUCUUGGAAAUGUAUGAGGCUGCAGCAGCACAGGGCUAUCGUGUGCUAGGUGGAGGAUGCCCAACAGUCGGUGCCGCCGGCGGUUGGAUUCAAUCUGGCGGUCACGGUCCAUUGGGAUCUACCUACGGAUUGGGCGCCGACCAUACGCUGGAAUUUGAGGUGGUAACGGCUGAUGGACGACACCUCAAUGCUUCGCGCUCGGAGAACUCCGAUCUGUUCUGGGCACUUAGCGGUGGCGGCCCUAGCAACUUUGCCCUUGUACUCUCGGCUACUGUGAAGGCGUUCCCGGAUGGGCCUGUUGCAGGUUCGACCCUGACAUUUACCGAAAGCGACUCUACCAAGUAUUGGGCUGCAGUCGAGGCGUGGGAGAAGCAUUUGCUGGUACUCGACACCAUUGUGGGCUUCCAGACCAGCGUCACGCUAUCUUCGGGUGUCUUCUCGCUAGAUUAUGCCACCCUCCCGGAUGCAACGGCAGAAGAUCUUACAAAUGCCAUGGAACCCUUCUUACAGGAACUCAAAACUCUGGGUAUCACGCCAACUAUCGAUACCAAAGCGCACGACAAUUUCAAGAGUCAUUACGACUACUUUGAUACUGCCUCUUACAGCCGUAACGUCACUGUGGGCAACAGAAUCAUUUCCCGAGAUCGGGUACGCAAUGAUACGUGGCUUCCUGAACUGAGCUCGGUAUACAAAGAUAUUUUGGCUACCCCAAACAGCGUUGUAUUCAUCAUCGCCUAUAACGUGACACACGCCCGCGCCGGUAAUGCUCCCGGAAGCAAUCCCGUAAUUCAGGCUUGGCGAGAUUCUCUCUUCAUUGUCAACUUUGCUCUGCUCAACGACCCCGAAGCGUCGUAUGCCGAUUUGGCUGCAGAUCUUGCUCUAGCCAACAAGUGGCAGGAGGAUCUACGCAACAUCACUCCUGGGGGUGGCUCAUACAUGAACGAGGCAACCUACAAUUUUCCCUACUGGAAACAAGAUUAUUACGCCGAGACCUACAAUGAGCUUGCUCAAAUCAAGGCCAAAUACGACCCCCAUUACGUGUUCUGGUCCCAGCCUGCUGCUGGAAGUGAUGGAAUGGUGUUGCAUGGUGAUGGGCAUCUCUGCAAAGCCUAA